AUGUCCCAAAUGCCAGAACCACUUUCUACCAUUAGACAAACUAACUUUUCUCCUUCCGCUGAGCGGCUUAGUUCCUCUGAUAACCAAUCUUUUACCCACCACGUACAAACCCUUUACCAACUCGAGGCACCUAACGCCAAUAUUUACCUUGCUUUAUCAACUCAACUUCCUGUCUCAAAUCUCAUAGAAACUUUUCACGCUUCCGCUAAACAGAUUGACCUUUGGCUCGAAUAUGCGAAUAUCGCUAUUUUCGCUUUGGAGUUGGAUGUGCGAGAAGGAACGAACGUCAAAAGUGUUGGUGAAAUGGACGUUCUGAUUCAUAAAUUUGCCCCAAAUAUUGAUUUGUUACAGGAAUUGUCUCAAACAAUAUUUAAUAACUUAAAGGACUCCAAUGAUGAGGAAAAGCGAAAAGAUAUUCAGGACACCCUGGAUAGAAUAUAUGCAGACUGGGUGGAUGCAAAGGCUUUCUUUGGAAGGGUAAAGAAAGAAAUGUCUGAAUCAAAACAACGUCGCGAACUUUUAGACACUAUGGAUUUAAUUUUAGCUUCAAUAGAAGAACUAAACACAAGUAUUUUCGAAUAUCAAGAACAAAGACUUAGUGGGGAGAAUGGAAGUGAAAUUUUUCCUUUUCCGAAAUUAAGUUCUAGUCCCACCACUCGAAAUUCUAGCAUUAUUAGUAAUAAUUCUCAAACUGAAUUUAGUUCGCGAUCUGAUGUUGCAUUAAUGCAAUUGGAUUCUCGUUUAGAACCUUUAUCUGCUAGAAUUGAAUAUUUAAGAUCUCGAUUGUCUGCUCCAAACGCUCCAUCUGAUCCUAAUGGCGCAUUGGCAAAAAAGAAUAAUAUUUUAUCAAAUAAGUGGGACGCUCUAAAACAUGAAAUGGAAACUUUAAGGGAGGAGUUAAAAGAGGAUAGAUGGUUGGGUGUUUUUAAACAGGUAACUGGUAACGCUGGUCAAAUGAUGGAUUCUCUUGAAAGAGCUGUUAGACAAUCAAUAACUUAUAAAAAUUUUCAAAGAUUAUAUAAAACUUUUGAUGCUAAACGAAAAUAUUAUGUUCCAACUGUAACUAAAAUGCUUACAAUGCUUGCAAAUGGAAUCAAUCAACAAAUGACAAAAGAUCGUGAUGCAAUUAAAAAGUACAGGUCCAUGAAAGAACGUUGGGAUACAAUUCUUGAUGGUGUUGCUGAAGUACAACAUGAUAUGCCAGGAAUAGAAGCGUUGCUGGAUCACUCGCUUGUAUCUAGUAAUUCACCACCUUCUUCAAUACCUUCAUCUAUAGCCUCUUCACCACCAAUGUCUCCUAAUAUGAAACCAAGAGGGAUGUUUUCUCCUGAAUCUGGUUCCCCUCCAACAAGGGGGCAGAGAUCUUUAUCACCACAUAGAGUAGAUUAUCUUGAAUCUCCACUAAAUAAUGUUAGAUCUCCAUCUUUGCGUUCAAAAUCACCAUCGCCUAGGGCUACAAGUCCUUUAGGAGGUAGUCGUAACUAUUUGACUUCUGCAAGUGGUCGUUCUGUUAGUCCGACUCCUACACCAGAUAGGCCACCUUGGAAUUCAUAUUACAAUCAAACAUAUAAUUACAAUAAUCUCAGUAAUGGUCAUCAUACCAUAUCUCCCCUACAAGGAAAUGGUCGACCAUCGAGUCGUUCUGGUUCUCCAAUAAGAUCUCCUUUAACUCGUGCAAUUUCUCCGGAAAGAAUAAAUCCAUCAAAUAUACCGCGUCCAGUUACCAGUAUGGGAAUUACAAAUAGGGCACCAUCGCGUGUUGGUAUGAGAUCAUUUUUGCCGCAACCUAGUACACCACAACCGGGAAUGGUAUCUUCGACCCGCCUGGGUAUGAUUUCUCCACCACCGAUGCGACGUCAUCAUCAAAUACGAACUCCGACACCUUCAUCCGUCACAAGCAGUUUAUCCCGACCGAUCACUCCAGAGAAUGACGAUCGUCCAAUGACUCCAUUAACUGAAAGAUUAUCAAGUAUGUCAGUAAUCAAUGAUCGUAAUUCAAACUAUAUCCCUCUUAAAAAUGAUCCACUUGACAUUGAAGUUGCAAAAAUCGUAAAUUCUUUGCCACUUAAUAUAAAAGUGGAACGUGCUCCUGGUGGUGGUGGCAAGUAUUACUUUGGCCGCGAAAAAAAAGUAUUUAGUUGUAAAUUAGUGAAUUAUGCUGCAAGUAAUAGAAAUAAGGUUAUUGUUCGAGUGGGUGGUGGUUCCCAAGAUUUAGAUAUGUUUUUAUUAGAGCAUAGUCUUACUAGUGUGAGAGAAGUAAGAUAUUAA
This is a messenger RNA of Dentiscutata erythropus, 2268 nucleotides long. NCBI's taxonomy places the organism in Eukaryota, Fungi, Glomeromycota, Glomeromycetes, Diversisporales, Gigasporaceae. The record is from the annotation of a GenBank genome assembly.